Messenger RNA from Arachis stenosperma, 444 nucleotides. RefSeq lists its product as uncharacterized. Lineage: Eukaryota; Viridiplantae; Streptophyta; Magnoliopsida; Fabales; Fabaceae. Gene Ontology annotation, molecular function: zinc ion binding; nucleic acid binding. The record is from RefSeq and is a predicted model, not a curated record. The coding region runs from base 1 to 444 and encodes 147 amino acids. The transcript has a single exon.
AUGAGUUCAGUAGUUCCAUUAGAGAUACGAAAUUUUGCUGAACUGGUGAAUAAAAGCAAACUAGUGGAAGAAUGUUCGAAAAAGGUGGCGAUAGCUCGAGCAGAUCGUAGGGAAGCCUUAGGAAGAGACUUUAUUCAAUAUCUAGCCCCUCAAGGUCGUAACUUUAAGUUCAAUGGUCAGUUCGAUCGCCAAAAUAGGAAUCAACAAAAUGGCAACUUUCUCGCUCGUAACAAUGGCAACUACGACAACAAUAAUUUGGGAGAGGAAGAAGGAGGUCAAUCUCAGCAAACUCAGGAUAUUUCAGUAUGCUCAAGGUGUGGGAAGGAUCAUGGUAAUAGAGCUUGUAAAUAUGGGACACACACUUGUUUCUCUUGCAGAGAGUAUGGACAUAUAUCGAGGAAUUGCCCAAAAAGGUUUGUUCGAAAUCCAGCUAGGCCACAAUAA